Messenger RNA from Sebastes umbrosus (honeycomb rockfish), 3269 nucleotides. RefSeq names its product carboxyl-terminal PDZ ligand of neuronal nitric oxide synthase protein. The transcript has 11 exons. Gene Ontology annotation, molecular function: nitric-oxide synthase binding. NCBI's taxonomy places the organism in Eukaryota, Metazoa, Chordata, Actinopteri, Perciformes, Sebastidae. The record is from RefSeq and is a predicted model, not a curated record. The coding region runs from base 447 to 2435 and encodes 662 amino acids.
UGGUUGCAUCACGCCUGGGAACUUUGCUCCAAUGAGCAGCCUGCUUUGUGCUGUGUGGAGAGAGAGAGACAGACAGACAGACAGAGAGAGACGGAGGUUGCAGCGGUGCUUUACCACCAAACACACACACACAUCUCCACAGCGCGCCAACAUCACCUGCGGAGAGAAGAACAGCGCUUCUUCCUGCUCUGGAAACACACCACGUGGUGUUUGUGGUUGUUGUUUUAUUCCGAGAAGAGAGAAGGAAAUCCUUCUUGGAGUGUGUCUCGGUGUGUUUUUUUUUUUUUGCGCCCAAAAAUCUGUCCUCUCUCUCUUUGAGGACAGGACCCCAACAAUGGACUGCGUCUCCAGCGGGAACUCUCUCCUCCUCCUGGAGCCACACAGGACGACAUUAUAGUGUGAUAUUAGUAAGUUAGAGCAGUGUUUGGGUGAGCUGGAGACCCGGGAUGCCGGCGAGGAACAGGUACAACCUGGUGGACGAUGUGGCGGACUCGAGGCUGCCUCUGCACAACGACGAGGCGUACCAGCAUGGCAUCUCUUUCCAAGCCAAGUACGUGGGGAGUCUGGACGUGUCCAGGCCCAACAGUCGGAUGGAGAUCGUGGCAGCCAUGAGGAGAAUCAGGUAUGAAUUCAAGGCCAAGAACAUCAAGAAGAAGAAAGUCAGCAUUGUGGUGUCUGUGGACGGAGUCAAGGUGAUACUGAGGAAGAAACAGAAGAGGAAAGAAUGGACAUGGGAUGAGAGCAAGAUGCUGAUCAUGCACGAUCCCAUAUACAGGAUCUUCUACGUGUCUCACGACUCCCAGGAUUUAAAGAUCUUCAGCUACAUCGCGAGAGACGGUUCCAAUAAUUCCUUCAGAUGUAACGUCUUCAAGUCAAAGAAGACGAGCCAGGCCAUGCGUAUAGUGCGUACAGUAGGUCAGGCCUUUGAAGUGUGCCAUAAGCUCAGUCUGCAGCACGCUGAGCAGGAUGCAGACGGACAGGCGGACGGAGAGAGCGACAAGUCCACAGAGGAGACCAGCAGCCAUGGUCGUAAGCUGACGGGGGCGGAGCGAGGGGAGGAAGAGGAGGACAGCAAACUUGGAGGAAGACGAGGAGAAGACCCUUCAGCGGGCACGUCACUGUGUGAAAAGGCAGUCAGCGAUAUCUUGCAGAGUCUGGCUGAACUGAACGUGGUCAAACCUGGACAGACCAUCAUAGACUUUGAUCGAAGGUCCCUCUUCACUGUGACAUCCCAAGGCAUAACUCCCAGCAGCCCUUGCUCCCGCUCUCUCACUCCGCUGGCAUCGCAGCACUACCUGCAGCUCCUUCAGCAGCAGCUGCAGCAGCAGCAGCAGCACACUCAGGUGGCAGUCGCUCAGGUGCAACUGCUGAAGGAUCAGAUGGCAGCAGAGACUGCAGCUCGCAUGGAGGCUCAGGCCCGAGUCCACCAGCUGCUGCUGCAGAACAGGGACCUGCUGCAGCACCUGGCUUUGCUCGUGCAGCAGCUGAAGGAGCUGGAGGCCCGCUCCCCAAAAACACACGCAGGGCAGCCACAACAGGAGCCUCAGGCUAAUGGACACAAUGGUCAACAGUCGCCAUGCAGCUCGGUGUCAACAACAGCGAAAGCUCUGUCUCUGAACCUGAAGAACCACUACAGCCAGACCCUGGACCAGCUCAUCACCUCCACACCUGCUUGGCCCCUCCAAACCUCACCCCUCUCCCCCACCCAGGUGGACUGUGCCGAGUCCUACCUGAACCUGCUCAACCUGGAGAACAGCGGCGAACCGGCCGCGUCGCUCAACGGAGACCUGGACCCGUUCAUCAGGGCCAAUGGGGCGGCGGACAACGAGGAGGGCUCGUGCAAUGAGAUCGUCCCGUUCACAUUGAGGAACUCUGCCAACAUGGAUGAAAAGUAUAUGAUCCCUAAACUUGACCCUCCGCCCUCCAUGAACCGCAAGCGAGCCAGCAGGACCUUGUCUCCGGGGUCAGACGUCCCAGCUGCGCCCGCGCCCGGAGAGGUCACCGCUAAUGACGGGGCGCCCAGCAGCAGCAGCAGCCUCUCGUUCCCGGACAUCACCCCCGGAUCCUUGUCGUCCGCUGAUUUCCACUCGCUCAGCAACGGCGAGAGCAGCUCCUGUUCGACUAGCGAGGACUCGGGCGUCCGCUCCGAGACCAAGUCCCUGCUGUCGCCGCUGCGCGACGACGACGACCUGUUCGGGGACCGCGGGACGUUUUUGACGGCCUCCAGCGGCUGUGACAGUCCCCUGGAGGAGAGAAUCGAAGCGGUUCUCUCUUCGCCUGCUGAGCCGCCCACCCUCGCCUCAUAUCCGGACACCUGUGAGCACCCGCCGCCCUUCUUCUCUCCUAUGAAUGAUACCUGCCUUCACAUCAGUUUCUCUGAGGACGAGCUGCUGGAGAGCAACCAGGAAGAGCCUAACGUCCCUCAGCGGAGUUAGGAGGACGAGCUGACGGGCCCCUGGAGAUCCUCCAAUCAGCUUUUAAUGCAAUACUUGUCAGACCCUCCUGUGUUUGCACUGGGCUCCAUUUCAGGACCUUUAAUUAUUCCGUCCACUUGUGACACAGUACAGACUUAGCAUAUACCAGUUACUGGAAAUAAUCUAUUGUGUAAAUUAUUAGCCAAUGGACAGAUUUAGUAUUUUUGUAAUGAAAUUAAUGAUCUAAUUUUACUUUUUAGUGACUAGAAUGUUAAGCAGAAUACAUGUAGCAAUUCUUGCACUGUUAAGGUCACACAUAGGUUACCGUAGAGUUCAGAGAAAAAUGAGGGAACACAUUUUAUUUUUGCUAGUAGUUCAACUUUAAAACAUUAUUUUGUAUGAUGCUUUCGCCGUGGUGCAAACUGUUGUGGGAAAAUAUCAUUUUCUGCAGAUUUCACAGAGCGAUCGUGAUGAUCACGCACACGUUGGUGAUGUUGAGAAGAGCCACGCCUUCUGUAAAGCACCUGACCACAUGAUGGGUGGAAAGAAAAGAACAAGAAAGUCAGAUAAAGGGGAAAAGGGAGGAUAGAAGUGAGCAGAUAUAGUGGUGUUUUGGUUUAUGCACAUCUGUGGCUGUGUAGUAUGGGUUUUUGUUAUUAUUACUAUCAGAGUUGAGUGGGUUUUAGAAUGUUUUGUACCACUUGUAUUUUGGGUUUUUCAGACUUGCAGGCUUUGAUAUAUGGAAGACGAAACCUGCCAAAAUAAAAAAAUUAAUUACUUUAUAAAUAAAUAAAUAAAUACAUGCAAUUUAAUGAUUAAUAAAUUAAGUUAAAAAUAAAACAAUAAAUAUAUAUU